Molecule: messenger RNA, 2399 nt
Organism: Scatophagus argus
Lineage: Eukaryota; Metazoa; Chordata; Actinopteri; Scatophagidae
Exons: 27
Coding region: 29-2014 (661 amino acids)
Molecular function (GO): serine-type endopeptidase inhibitor activity
Source: RefSeq, a predicted model, not a curated record
GGAGGAGUGGGAGAGGAGGAGGACGGAGAUGGAGAGGGGGAGAGGGGGAGGUUAUGAUGAGGAGACUGGACAGCCAUACCCAUACCCUCCAGAGUAUUAUUACCUGAAGGGGCAACCAGGUGAGAGUGGAAAACCUGGACAAAAGGGUGACAUUGGUGAAAAAGGACAAAAGGGAGAGCCAGGCAUUGGCCACAGAGGCCCAGAAGGCCAGGCUGGUCCUCCGGGACAGAAGGGUGAACCAGGUGAGCCAGGACCUCCAGGUGCUCAGGGCAUUCAGGGUAUCCGUGGUACUGCAGGCAUCCAGGGCUCCCCAGGCCUGAGGGGUCCCCCAGGGGACGCAGGAGAACCGGGCAGAGAGGGUGAACGGGGUAAAAGGGGGAAGAAUGGAUCACCUGGCACUCCGGGACCUCGAGGAGCAGCAGGACCUCCAGGUCCCCCUGGUGUAUCUGGAGUAAAAGGAGAAAAGGGUGACAGUAUUCCUGGAGAGCCUGGCACUCGAGGACUGGCUGGUUUUUCAGGCAGGAAGGGUGAAAAAGGUCCCGCAGGUGUCAAAGGAGCUCCUGGGCAUCUGGGUCCAAAAGGCUUGCGUGGCAGCAAAGGUGAAAAGGGGCAGCGAGGGUUGCCUGGAGUCAGAGGAGAAAGGGGGAGUGUGCUUCAAAUCCAAGGACCCCGUGGAUUUAAGGGUUCCAAAGGAACCGCGGGUGAGCGAGGCCCACCUGGUUUUGACGGAGACAAAGGAGAAAAAGGCGAGGACGGUCCUCCUGGGGUCAAGGGCCUGAAGGGCGAUGCGGGUGCUAAGGGUGCACUGGGCCGGUUUGGAGCACGUGGACCUGUAGGUCAGAAGGGAGACCCAGGAGAGUCAGGACUCAAUGGAGUGAAGGGACGCAACGGGGAUCAUGGAGUGGACGGGGCCAAAGGGGACAAAGGAGACAUAGGACUGCAAGGCCAGAAGGGCAAUCAGGGUGAUCGAGGAGAGCCGGGCUUACCAGGAGCAAAGGGGGAGAAGGGAGAGAAGGGUUUCAGAGGUUUACCUGGACGCAUUGGGAGUCCAGGACUGGAUGGUGAAAAGGGAGAUAUGGGGUUACCUGGCAGCCCUGGCGUACCUGGACUGAAUGGACUCAUAGGGCGCAAGGGUGAUAAGGGAGAAGGAGGCACCAAUGGUGCUGAUGGAGGUCGAGGAGUAAAAGGGGAAAAGGGUGCAGCAGGUUUCCCAGGUUUCCCAGGAUUUAAGGGGUCGGCAGGAUUUCCUGGAAAGGAUGGAGAUGAGGGACCAUCAGGACUCCCAGGACCCCAUGGGGACACAGGGCCUAAGGGUGAGAGAGGCAGAAGGGGCAGAUCGAAGCCAUGUCAGAGGGGGGCACCGGGGACUCCAGGACUCAGAGGAGAGAGCGGCGCAGUGGGCAUUGAAGGAGAAAAAGGGGAGAAGGGGGAACCUGGACUCUCUGCUGAAGAAGUGAAGGAGCUCGUCACGCAAGAGAUGGCAGAAAAGUGUGGGUUGAAAUAUAAGUUGAUGGUGAAGUCUGUGGAUCCAGAUGAAACGACCUCGGUGACUGAGAAGAAAAAUAAGGCUGAUGAUGUGCUACUAUCCCCCAGCCGUGACCUCCAGGAAGAAGGGAUGGUAGAAGAAGGUGGAGGAGUGGAAGAAUAUGGAGACAAAGUGGGAGAAAUGACCAGUCCUGCCCCUGUGAUCCUCAAAGAGAAUCAAGGAAACCCAGCAAACCUCACUGAUUCUCUUUAUGGAGCAACUGCAGAAUGGGGACAGAGGAAGAAGAGAAGAGUUUUUGGGACAAACUCUGCUGUUUCAGCAGCAGACCGCUGCCUGGAGCCGAUGUCCGAGGGGGUCUGCUCAGAAUACGUCCUGCUGUGGUACUUCCACCCUCGCUCAGGGGAAUGCAGGCCGUUCGUGUACGGCGGCUGUGGUGGCAACAGAAACCGAUUCUCCUCGAGACAAGAGUGCCAGAGUUGGUGUGGGAUGGAAAGGAGAGGGCAGAGGUACCAGUCAGAUCGCAGAUGAAAUACACAUUGUAAUCAGGAAAGAAAAUUCUUCUUAUAAAGUAACAAUGGGAAGAUACUAUAGAUGUGAAAAUAGUCAUUCCAGACAGGGUGAUUCGCCCUUAAACAGGUACUGAACUCUGAACUGAAACUAGCAGCUCCAUGCAAGAAAAAACUUUUUGUAUAUAACUGUGUAAAAUGUAUUAUAUUGGAUUUAUUUAUAUAUAUAUAUAGUUUGACAUUUUCUUGAUUUGUUUUCUGAAAAAAAAAGUGUUGAAAAUCAACAAGUGAAUGUUUAUCUCAUGUUAAUUUUGUAUUUUUUAUAUUUGUUUCUUGAAUAGACUUUAGAGUUAACUGCUGAGAAAUUAAAUCCGUUUUUUUCUUUUGUGAUGUCUUUGUCGUGCUUG